Molecule: messenger RNA, 1728 nt
Organism: Chaetomium globosum CBS 148.51
Lineage: Eukaryota; Fungi; Ascomycota; Sordariomycetes; Sordariales; Chaetomiaceae
Exons: 4
Coding region: 1-1728 (575 amino acids)
Biological process (GO): phenol-containing compound metabolic process
Molecular function (GO): glycosaminoglycan binding; arylsulfatase activity; N-acetylglucosamine-6-sulfatase activity
Source: RefSeq, a predicted model, not a curated record
AUGCAGUCGCUGGACUACCUGCCCUUGAUCAAGAAGCACCUCACCGACAAAGGCACCUUCUACAAGCGCCACUACUGCACCACGGCCAUCUGCUGCCCCUCCCGAGUCUCCCUCUGGACCGGCAAGCUCGCCCACAACACCAACGUCACCGACGUGAACCCACCCCAUGGCGGCUACCCCAAAUUCAUCCAACGCGGCCUCAACUCCGCCUACCUGCCCCUUUGGCUGCAAACCGCCGGCUACAACACCUACUACACGGGCAAGCUCUUCAACGCGCACACGAUCGACAACUACGCCACUCCCUACCCGGCCGGCUGGAACGGCUCCGACUUUCUCCUCGACCCCUACACCUACAUGUACCUCAACGCCACCUUCCAGCGCAACCGCCACGCGCCGGUGAGCUACCCGGGCCAGCACUCGGUGGACGUGUUGGCGGGGAAGGCGCUGGGGUUUUUGGACGACGCUGCUGAUGCGGCGAGGGCUGAAGACGGGGGGAGGCCGUUUUUCUUGGGGAUCGCGCCCGUCGCGCCGCAUAGUAAUGUGCAGAUUGCGGGGGAUGCGUGGGCGGGGCCGGUGCCGCCGGGGGGGCCGGACGAGGGGGAUGUGGAGAAGUUGGUGUCGUUUACGCCGCCGAUUCCGGCGAAGAGGCAUGCGAGGUUGUUUGGGAAUGUCACUGUGCCGAGGACGCCGCAUUUUAAUCCGGCGGGGGGCGCGUCGGGGGCGAGUUGGGUGAGGGGGUUGGCGAGGCAGAGUGAGGAGAAUGUGGCGUGGAAUGAUCAUUAUUAUAGGCAGCGGUUGAGGACGCUGCAGUCGGUGGAUGAGUUGGUGGAGGCGGUGGUGAGGAGGUUGGGGGAUUUGGGCGUGCUGGAGGAGACGUAUGUGUUUUAUACGACGGAUAAUGGGUUCCAUAUUGGGCAGCAUCGGCUGCAGCCGGGGAAGGAGUGCGGGUUUGAGGAGGAUAUUAAUAUCCCGUUGAUUGUGAGGGGCCCGGGGGUGCCGCGGGGCGAGGUGGCGGAGGUGGUGACGACGCAUGUGGAUUUGGCGCCGACGAUUUUGGGGAUUGCUGGGGUGGAUGUUGAGAAGGUGGUGAAGGAGGGGGCGGCGGAAUUUGACGGGGAGGGGAUCCCGUUGACCAAGGGGGAGUUGAAGGAGGCGGUCGAGACGAGGCACGAGCAUGUCACGGUGGAGUUUUGGGGGCUUGCGAUAUCUGAGGGCAAGUUCAAGCUGGCGGGGGAUGACGGGCAGCGGUUGGUGGCGAACAACACGUACAAGGCGUUGAGGGUGAUCGGGAAGGAGUACAACUUUUACUACUCCGUCUGGUGUAACAACGAGCACGAGUUGUAUAAUCUCAAGACGGAUCCCUACCAACUCAACAACCUCCUCCACGACACGGCCAAACCCCCCGCCACGCUCAUUGGCGUGCCGUUUGAAAAGGUCAUUGCCCGGCUUGACGCUCUGCUGUUUGUGCUUAAGUCGUGCAAGGGCCAGACGUGCGUGAGGCCGUGGCAUGCGCUGCACCCCGCGGGCAAUGUCCAGAACUUGCACGACGCACUGAGCAGCCGCUUCGAUACCUUUUACGAGCAGGAGCAGAAGAAGGUUAGCUACAACCGUUGUGAGACGGGCUAUCUUGUGGACGCCGAGGGGCCGCAGUUUGAGACGGACGGGUUGGCGUACCGACAGGGGGUGAGGUGGAACACGAUCCAGGACAGUUUGGAUGUGCCGUAUUGA